AUGAAUAAAGAAAAAGAAAUUAUUGAACGAUUUACCAAAAAUCUUAAUAAGGAGACCAAGGUCAAUGAAUUAGCCGUAAUUGGUCGGGAGAGAGAAAUUAAACAAUUAAUUUAUAUCUUGUCGCGCAUGAUGAAAAAUAAUCCCUUACUGAUUGGCUAUCCGGGAGUAGGAAAAACCGCUUUAGUUGAAGGUUUGGUCCAAAGAAUCAAGCAAGAGAGAGUACCCGACUAUUUACGUGGUAAGACUGUCUAUCAAUUAGAUAUGAUGUCCUUAAUGGCUGGAACCAAAUUUCAAGGAGAAUUAGAAGAAAGAUUAAAAAUAAUUUUCAAUUUCAUGGCCCAGCCAGAAAAUAAUGCUAUCCUUUUUAUUGAUGAAAUUCAUUUAAUUGUGGGUGCUGGUCGUAGCCAGGGUGCUUUGGAUAUUUCUAAUCUUCUCAAACCGCUGCUUUCUCGGGGUGAAAUCCAGUGCAUCGGAACCACCACCCAAGAAGAAUAUCACCAGUAUAUCGAAAAAGAUGGGGCCUUAGUGCGUCGUUUUAGCAACAUAUUAGUCACUGAGCCAAGCCAUGAGAACACAUUAAGGAUUUUACAAGGUAUUCGCAAUUAUUUUGAAAUUUAUUACGAAUUGAAGAUUUAUGACGACGCCUUGCUAGCUACCGUCAACUUUUCUCAACGUUAUCUCACUACUACCUAUUUGCCGGACAAAGCGAUUGAUUUACUGGAUGAAACUUGUGGGCGAGUCCGCAGCGAAAUGUGA
Messenger RNA from Racocetra persica, 756 nucleotides. The record is from the annotation of a GenBank genome assembly. NCBI's taxonomy places the organism in Eukaryota, Fungi, Glomeromycota, Glomeromycetes, Diversisporales, Gigasporaceae.